UCUGUGGUAACUGCAGCUGUCUGCGUCUGCAGUUGUGAAGAUUAGAUUCAAAAUAAAUUUCGAGGUUAAUACAAACAAUUGAUAAUAUUACAAUGUUUAUCACGUACUGGUAGGUAGGGGUACUGUAGGUCUGAAUGAGCGUUUUUAUCAACAAAUUUCAAAUUUGAAGUUCAAGUACGAAUUUUGAACAUUGUUCAUUAGGGUUAAAAAUCAAUAAGUUAUUGAAUUUUAAGAGCAUCCAAAAAUUUUCUUUGAAAUGGCACUAAAUAAAUUGGGAAUCGAGUCAUUGAUUUUACAGGGGAAAAGAGUUUUAAUGCGAGUGGAUUUUAAUGUGCCCAUAAAAUCUGGAAAUAUUACAAACCCCCAAAGAAUUGUUGCCGCCUUGGACAGUAUCAAAUACGCUCUUGACAAUGGCGCUAAGUCUGUUGUGCUGAUGUCCCAUCUAGGACGUCCAGAUGGACAAAAAAACACCCAGUAUACUAUGAGGCCAGUUGCUGAAGAAUUGAAGAAGUUACUAGAUAAGGAUAUAAAAUUUCUCGAUGAUUGUGUGGGACAAGAAGUUGAAGAUGCAUGUGCUAAUCCUAAAACUGGAUCAGUAAUUCUAUUGGAGAAUUUACGCUUCCACAUUGAAGAAGAAGGCUCAGUAAAGAACGAUAAAGGAGUAAAGAUCAAGGCUGAUCCUUCCAAUGUCAGAAAAUUCCGGGAAUCUCUAGCUAAACUUGGUGAUGUUUAUGUGAAUGAUGCAUUUGGUACGGCACACAGAGCUCACAGCUCCAUGAUGGGUGAAGGGUAUCAACAGAGAGCUGCUGGCUUUCUAAUGAAAAAAGAACUUACUUACUUCUCAAAGGCUUUGGAUAACCCAGAGAGGCCUUUCCUUGCAAUAUUAGGGGGUGCAAAAGUUGCUGAUAAAAUUCUUUUGAUUGAGAACCUGCUUGAUAAAGUUAAUGAAAUGAUAAUAGGUGGAGGCAUGGCCUACACAUUUCUAAAAGAAUUGGAAGGAAUGAAUAUUGGAUCUUCUCUUUAUGAUGCUGAAGGUGCUAAAAUCGUCAAGAAUUUAAUUACUAAAGCACAGAAAAAGGAUAUUAAAAUUUAUUUGCCAGUUGACUUUGUAACAGCUGACAAGUUUGCUGAAGAUGCUACUGUAGGAUCAACAACUGCUAAAGAUGGUAUUCCAAAUGGGUGGAUGGGACUGGAUAUUGGACCAGAAACCUGCAAAUUAUUCAAAGAACCCAUUUCCAGAGCCAAAACAAUUGUGUGGAAUGGGCCUGCUGGAGUUUUCGAGUUUGAUAAUUUUGCAAAUGGAACUAAAACUCUGAUGGAUGCUGUGGUGGAGGCCACUAAAAAGGGAAGCACAACAAUUAUAGGAGGAGGGGAUACGGCUACAUGUACAGCAAAAUGGAAUACUGAGGAUAAAGUGAGCCAUGUUAGCACUGGUGGGGGAGCAAGCUUAGAGUUGCUUGAAGGUAAAAUACUUCCAGGAGUUGCUGCUUUAAGUGAUGCAUGUUAACAUUUUGUCAAGUCUACAAAUGAUUGAAUUAAAAACAUUCAAUAAUAUUGUCAGCCAGAUAUUUUUCUUAAAUGUCACUUACUUUUAAUACAAUUGGAAAAACUUUACGAGUUUAUCAUUUUUUUUACAUUUGAACUUGACCCCACGAAUAUAUAGUGACCCCACUUCUAUCUCACUUAAGCUCAUGAACAUUAAAAGGCAAGAAUGCCUCUUGAAAUUUAGAAGCUGUCUACUCUUGUUGGUUAGUUAUCUUGAACGCGUUAUUAUCUUAUUAUACGUAAUUGAGAAACAAGAGUUAUUGUAUACCACUUGCACAAGAGCAAUAGAGCAUUAUUAAUUUUUAUCUAAAUAAUGCCCACAUGAUUAAAUUGGGCCGGGAGCCACAAGUCUGUCAAAUUUCAACUGUGAUUAAAUGACAGCUGAAUGCCACGAGAGCCAAUCAGAUCCUUUCGGUCGCGCUUUCGUUAGUUAUAGAACGCACGGCCUCUUAUGGGGCAGACCAUAUAAGCAAAAUGAGACUCGUAUAGUCUGCGCUGCGCCUUGAAAGGCCGUCCUUUCUAUAACGACACAUUUGAUCCGUAUAGUAUGAGCAAUACCAAUACCUACUACUACUUCAGGCCCCACAACUAAUUAAUGACGAAAUAACAUGUAGAUUAAUUCUUCCUAGAUCGUAGUAGUUUCUACUAGCUUAUCAAUGUAACUUUUGUUACUGUAUCGAUUUUUAUUGGAUGGAAUACUAUCUAAAUUUUAAAUUAAAGACACUUGUAUUUUAAUAAAUAGAAAUUUUAUUGAAAUAAAAA
Molecule: messenger RNA, 2307 nt
Organism: Nilaparvata lugens (brown planthopper)
Lineage: Eukaryota; Metazoa; Arthropoda; Insecta; Hemiptera; Delphacidae
Product: probable phosphoglycerate kinase
Exons: 1
Coding region: 257-1507 (416 amino acids)
Biological process (GO): gluconeogenesis; glycolytic process
Cellular component (GO): cytosol
Molecular function (GO): ATP binding; phosphoglycerate kinase activity; ADP binding
Source: RefSeq, a predicted model, not a curated record